Molecule: messenger RNA, 1562 nt
Organism: Pocillopora verrucosa
Lineage: Eukaryota; Metazoa; Cnidaria; Anthozoa; Scleractinia; Pocilloporidae
Product: N-glycosylase/DNA lyase-like
Biological process (GO): base-excision repair; base-excision repair, AP site formation; nucleotide-excision repair
Cellular component (GO): nucleus
Molecular function (GO): 8-oxo-7,8-dihydroguanine DNA N-glycosylase activity; damaged DNA binding
Source: RefSeq, a predicted model, not a curated record
AGGAAAAUGGCCGACAAGAUGUCGUCGACAUGGAGAAGACUUUAUGUCGAUAAAUUAAAGGCAAGGAUUCGAUUAGAUUUCACUCUUGCAAGUGGACAAUCAUUUAGAUGGAGGGAAACAGCGCCUGGGGAAUGGACAAACGUGUUAUCAAGCUACGUGUGGACCCUUAAACAGGACGAGAGUGAUAUUUUGUAUCGUGUCUACGAGUCAGUUGUUGUAAAGAACAAACGAAUUUUAAAAGAAGUUCGUAAAUGUCCAGAACACAGUGUUAGUUGUUACUCAACUGAAAAACUACCUCAGUCCGAUGUAUACGAGUGCAUUCUACGAGAUUACUUUCAGCUUGGAGUCGAAACUGAAUCGCUCUACGACGAGUGGAGAGCCAAGGAUCCUCACUUUGUCAAAGUUUCAGAGAGUAUGCAAGGCGUUCGAGUUUUACGACAAGACCCAAUAGAAACUCUGUUUGCGUUUAUAUGCUCAUCAAACAAUAAUAUCCCACGGAUUAGCGGAAUGGUUGCAAAACUUUGUCAUGAUUAUGGAGAGAAUCUUGGAGAAAUUGAUGGUGUUUCAUACUAUAGUUUCCCUGACAUGAAAGAUUUGAAUGGGCCAAGAGUUGAACAGCACUUGCGAAGUAUUGGGUUUGGGUAUCGAGCAAAAUUUAUAAGUCAAUGUGCAAGCUACAUUCUUGAACAUUAUGACAGUAAGUGGUUGGAGACCCUAAGAAGUGUGCCAUAUGAUGAGGCCCAUGAAGCACUUUGUAAGCUACCAGGUGUGGGAGCCAAGGUUGCGGAUUGUGUUUGCCUAAUGUCAUUGGACAAACAUGAUGCUGUUCCAGUGGACACACAUGUGUGGCAGAUAACUGCAAAACACUACAUGCCCCAACUUGCAAGGACCAAGUCUCUUACUGCCAAGGUUUAUAAGCAAAUUGGUGAUCAUUACAGGGACCUCUUUGGGAAUUAUGCUGGAUGGGCACAAUCGGUUCUUUUUGUAGCUGAUUUAAAGAGAUUUCAAGAUACUCAAACUACCAGUUUAACAAAUUUAAACUCAAAAUCUGCCAAGAGGUCUAUGGAAUCCGACAUGCCGUCAACAAGCAGCUCCAAGCGUCCCGCCAAAAAGAAAAAGAAGAACCGGAUAUAGGCUAAAAACAAAGAUUUAUUUUCCACUCGUCACUCUCUUUCUGAGAUAGUACUGAAAUCUAGUCCACGCUAAUCACGUUAAGGUUCUCAAGUUCUCCUACAACUGAUAGAAACCGAAAUAAGUAAAAAUUUAGUUGGAUAUCACUACGUAAGAGAUUAUAAACUGUUCAUAAUCUCUUGCUACUUAGCCAUUUAAAGAUGGUGGCUUCAUUUGUCUAGAUAUUUUGAAAAUUAGCCAUUUUAUCACCUUUUGGAAAUAGAAUGCAACGUACACCAUAAAAGAUGUUGAACUACGUUCGUCACCCAUUGAGCGGAGUCUUGAGACUGGAGAGCAUUCAUUUAACUAGGUUUCUUCACUUUCGUGCCGUAGAAUAUCGCCUUUAUUGUAUGACUUAUUGGACGCCACACUCCAAUAAAAGCUGCAUACUC